Molecule: messenger RNA, 1937 nt
Organism: Daldinia caldariorum
Lineage: Eukaryota; Fungi; Ascomycota; Sordariomycetes; Xylariales; Hypoxylaceae
Product: Di-copper centre-containing protein
Exons: 7
Coding region: 640-1767 (375 amino acids)
Molecular function (GO): oxidoreductase activity
Source: RefSeq, a predicted model, not a curated record
AGAAAAGGGGGUAGAACAUAGAACGUGCCUUUUCUCGUCGUGGCAAUCACGCUCGCCGGCAGAAAUCAAGUGACCACACAAUCAAGCGGCUCGGCAAGGAGCAUCUGGAGCCAAUUGGCGAGCGGUAUUCCGCCACCCCCUAUUUAGCCCUUUGGGUAAGUCGUCUUUGCUUGGUUGUGUGCGGCACUUUUGUCGACUACCCUUUCCCAUCGCUAAAAAGGCCACAUGAUCGGCGCCCCCCUGGCCAAUGGCAUCCCGUCCGCAUUUAAUGUGACAUGCACGACUCGCAUAGAAGAAAAAAAAAUAAUAAAAAAAGAGGAAAAACAAUAAAAAAAUUGCCUCGUCGUAUAUUGCGCUCUUAGGUAACGUUUUAACCUUGCUUCCUCGUGCUCAACCUCCCGGGUUGGUAGCCUCUGAGUCGCUUCCAUGCCGGGACAGGGGUUCCCCAUAUUUUGCCAUUCUGCCAUACUCGCAGCCUGGGACGGUCUUGGCGUAUAGGGGGUGGAGGAUUACAACACAAUGUUGUUGCUCUCUUCCGGGUUGACGAGGAUGGAGGAUAUAGAUAGGCAUGCGCAUUUCUUCUCUUUGCCCCUUCGAGAAUAGGGAAUCAAGGAAGCAGUUAUCGUUGCGACUGUUGCAAUGGGGUUCCUCAAGAAGCUGCUGACGUUCGCUCUCGCGGGUGCGUCCCUCCGGGGGCUCGCGGUUGGCGUCGACUUCCCUCAGGCGGAUAUCGAUUCGGGCAAAGCCUUGAAGGAGAUCAGUCAGACGGCCUUGAAUACCGCUCUGGCUCGACUCGAUGGCAGUUCGAAGUGUACGAAGGAAAAUGUCAGGAGGCGCAAGGAAUGGAGAACCAUCCCAAGAGAAGAACGAAAGGCGUACGUCAAAGCCGUCGAGUGUUUGAUGGAACAGCCCAAUGUGUACGAAAACGUGACUGGUCCGAAGUCGAUGUUCGACAGCUUCGGCGUUUUGCACUACAGAGUGACACCGUACGUUCACAACUCUGCAUACUUCCUCCUCUUUCACAGACUCUAUGUCUGGACCUUCGAGGAGAAAUUGAGGACCAUGUGCGGCUACACCGGCGCAUUCCCUUACUGGGAAUGGGGCCUUGACGCCGGCGGCGUCGAAAAAUCGCCCCUGUUCGACGGCUCCGAGACGUCUCUGGGAUCGAACGGAGCUAAGGUCAACGGGUCCAACACUUUCUUCCCCGGUGGCUCGGGAGGCGGUUGUGUGACGCACGGGCCGUUUGCCAACUACACCGUCAACUUCGGGCCUAACACCGCUAGGAACCCGCUGGCGUACAACCCGCGGUGUCUAAAGCGGGAUCUAAACACUCAGAUAUGCGCCCAGUGGGCUUCUCUUAAAAAUACCACCGAGACGAUCCUCGAGAGCCCCGAUAUCGCCCUGUUCCAGGCCAACUUGCAAGGCGAUUUCCGCUGGCCCGCGGCCCGGAAGUGGGGAUUCGCCGUGCACGGUGGUGGCCACUUCACAAUCGCUGGUGACCCGGGCGGGGACUUCUACUUCUCACCUCUAGAGCCCGCCUUCUACCAACACCAUGGACAGAUUGAUCGCAUGUACUUCAUCUGGCAAAAUCUCGACUGGAAGAAUCGACAGACCAUGGCCGGGACUAUCACUAUGAUGAACAUGCCUGCAAGUCGUAACGGAACACUGGAUGACAUCCUUGACAUCAAUCCAGUUGGCGGAACCUACAAUUACCGCCAAUUGCUCGACACCGUAGGCGGUUCGCCUUUCUGCUUCGUGUAUGAGUGAUGAAGCCGUACCUCGGAUCGAGAUUCUGAUACAGAAAUUGGCGUUAAGGGAUAGCGAUGGUUUGAAGUGGUGGUUGUGCUCGGGGGGUAUUAAGAUGAAGAUGCCACAUCGCAUUAAAAAUAAUAGAGUGUGAAAAUAAAAUACCCUUAAAACCUGAUGAACUAAGUUAU